Chondrus crispus (carragheen) is the source of this 777-nucleotide messenger RNA. RefSeq lists its product as hypothetical. The transcript has a single exon. NCBI's taxonomy places the organism in Eukaryota, Rhodophyta, Florideophyceae, Gigartinales, Gigartinaceae. The coding region runs from base 1 to 777 and encodes 258 amino acids. The record is from RefSeq and is a predicted model, not a curated record.
AUGAAUAACAGCGGCAUUGACGCGCAUAACGCACACGUUCGCAUCCUCCCCGCAUUUGGCGUCGUCAUUCCGGCCCCCGAUGACCCCGGCGCGAGAGGACGAAUGGUCGCGGCGGUUCCCCCUCCGUCGUCACACCAGGCAUCAAACCCUAACUCUAAUCCUAACAGCCCGAAUCUGCCUCCUUACGCGCUGGACGACAUACCUCGUUCGUACGUGUGUCCUGUCGGACCAGAGAUUCUUUCCGUUUUGAGUCUUCUUCUUUGCGGUCGCCUGCUGGAUGCUCUUGAAACGGAGGCGCGAGCUGGACAGGAAGAAUUUUUCGACGUCGAUCGACAAUGUUUCACGGUCAUUGUGUAUGCCCCGACAAAUGGCCAUACAUUAAAGGCAAAAGUAUGGCCGACAGGUUCUGGUGUUGGGGAUGAGAUACCACUCGCAACCGCAUGGUUCGAUGGCCACAAGAUACGGGACUUUCCUGCGUUUGGCCCUGGUCGUGUGGAUGCCUGGAAAUCACUGUUACGAAAGCUUGUGGCUGGAGAUGUUGACACUGGGAAGGAAAAAAAGAUAACGGAAGAAGACGAUAUGCACCCCACAUGCAAGCCCGAUGCUAUGCAAGUCGAAUCCCCGCAUCAAAAGCGACCAACACAUCUGAGCGUCGCCAGAGCUGUGGGACCGGGUAUGGCGGAUGUGCCACCAGCAGCAGGCUCUGCCUUAAAACGGCAAUUUCCCUUUUCACAGCCUGAAGUCGAGAACGCCAAUCAAUUUCAUUUCAACUCGUGA